This is a messenger RNA of Quercus lobata, 640 nucleotides long. RefSeq lists its product as uncharacterized. The coding region runs from base 197 to 520 and encodes 107 amino acids. Lineage: Eukaryota; Viridiplantae; Streptophyta; Magnoliopsida; Fagales; Fagaceae. The transcript is spliced from 2 exons. The record is from RefSeq and is a predicted model, not a curated record.
AAAAUUUUUGAAAAUUCUCAGUGAAAAUGCAAACAGCACUGCCAAUUUUAUCGAAAGUGAGCUUGAAGCUCUUUUUAUACAUAAAAGCACUAACCGAGUGCUAUUCGCAGAAGCCGGCAAAGAUUUUGUCGACUUCUUCGUCAACAUUCUCCGCAUACCCGUUGGAAAUCUCAUUACGAUUCUCAAACCGGACAUAAUGCUUGGUAGCUUAGUAAACAUUCACGACAGCAUUAUAAAUUUAAGUCCAUCGAUUGGGUCGCGCAUGCGUUCCGGACUGCACUGCCACUCAUCCAAUGGAGUGAAAGAAGCCCCAUACCUGGUGAUGGAUGAUCUGGAGGUGAAACUCCUGUCCACACUUUCUCUAUUAAUGCUGUUUAACGAGUUUCAUGUCAAAGACGGGGAUCUUGAGGAGAAAGUAGUCGAGAUGGGCAGGGAUGAGGGUUUGAAGCUGCUCAAGGUUUCUCUGCUGUCGAAAGAUUUGACUCAAGUUUUCCUGCCGACGGUGAAAGAGGAAGUUUAGAUGAAGUACUGCUAAUUUGGUUUAUAGUUUUGUUUUGUUGCAAAUAUGUUUCUAAAUACCAAGUCGGACUUGACAAUGUAUUUGACAAUUUGCUAACAUUUCUCUCGUCUAAACUCUCUG